This is a messenger RNA of Somion occarium, 1640 nucleotides long. Lineage: Eukaryota; Fungi; Basidiomycota; Agaricomycetes; Polyporales; Cerrenaceae. The record is from the annotation of a GenBank genome assembly.
ACCUUUCGGUUAUUUCCCCUUCCCCAAUAAGAUCAUCAAGCCUGUCCUCGUCUUAUAGAAUGAAAUGAAACUAGCCUGUUCCAUGUGCUUGCCGCGUAUGUCGGCCACGGAGAAUGGAUGUUCGCAAGGUUCAUCCGGUGUGUUCGGAAGGCCGGCUUCUUUAAAUCACAUCCGUCGAACUUGGCAAGGCUGGGAACGUCAUCUUGUUAAGUAUUGAUAUCAGCUUAUCAGCCAGACAAGUCCUCGAAACAACUCGCAAGCACGCUUUUCGAGAUGCUUCUCCUCUCGAAGAAAUCUGUCAUUUCAUUCAAAGGUGCAGAGGGCCACGAUCUGAAGGCCGUCGUUGCCCGGUAUACGAAGUCAGCAGAGCCAUCUCCCGGUGGGGCUAUUCUACUAUUCACACACGCAGUCGGAGCCCACAAAGAACAAUGGCUGCCAGUGAUUGAACGACUUUUUGCAGAUUCGGAGUUGAAUAUCAGUGAGGCGUGGUCUCUGGAUGCAGCAUGUCAUGGAGAUUCUCUGCCUUACAACAAGGACCUAAUAGAGACAGACUUACAAGCGUUAGCCGAUCUCGCUGCUUACGGAGAGGCAGUCCUUGGUUUAUUGGCCUCAGGACUCUUUCCCUAUCAAAAUCGUAAUGUUAUCGCGGUCGGACAUUCAGCUGGCUGCCAAGCGAUAGUGCGCAGCUCUAUCGCGUUUGUUAACAAAGGAGAGCCUAUACCCUUCAAGACCAUUAUCCUCGUAGAACCUGUCUUUCUCCCGGACGACAUUGGAACGUCUCUUUUGUCCCGUUACAUCAAACCAACAUCUGCUCGCAAGUGGCAAUGGAAGUCUCGUGAUGAAGCUGCCGAAUACCUCAGCUCAACAUUGCCUUGGAAGAGGUGGCACAAGGAAAUCCUCGAGGUUUACGUCGAGUAUGGAAUAGUUCAUUCCAUUUCAGGAUCGGAGCUCAAGACUCCUCCCAAAGUGGAAGCAGCAUGUUAUCCAAAUGCGAAAGCUCAAGCCGAGGGAUUGCAAAACUUACCUGCGCUUACUGAACAGCGGCCUGUCCAUGUCAUCUUCGGAACACGAUAUGACUUCGUUCCGAAGAAGCUUCGGGAUGGCUUUGUGGCCUCCUCGAAGGAUCGCCUUAGGUCCCUGCGCUCGGUGGAGGGAGCUGGCCAUAUGGUACGCAAGGGGAGGCGCAAUGAUGCAUUUCUCCUACUGAUUCCCUGGUCUUAGCUCGUUCAAGAAAAUCCUAUUGGUUGCGCGGAAGCUAUCAAAGCGGUACUGCGCGAGAGUACGCUUCUCUCACAACCUAAGCUGUGACAGAAUAGAUGGGCUAGGUCUCUUGGACUGUGAUGUUCUAUUGCUUGCCGAGAACGCCUUCGAUUGCUGUUAUGUUCCCAUUUAUCGGUAUCUUUCAGUACUGGCGUACAUAUCCAAUGAACAGACAAGAUAUCAUUUCUAUGCGCAGGGCUGUGUGAACACUUUGGCACAAUCGUCCCGUGAUAAACCAGUGAGCAGUUUCCCACUGUCAGAGGGCAUAUGUUACCGGCAUGUUACACCGUCCUAUGAAUGACAUGCGAUCGUCUGGAACUUUGGAGUCUGAGUGACUUAGUACCACCUGCCUGCCCAUCCAACAAACUUUCUUGACAAAU